GUAGUAAUAAAUGCUCAAAAUAUUCCCCUGCCUUGUUUUUGAAACUGUUUAGUAAUUGUUCUUUUGCGCAACCAUGACGCGCAUGAAGCUGUGGAAUGGCGCUGCCCCAACAUGGCGCACUUCCUAGUCAGUAGAAUUUCUUGUUUAAUGGCUACUUACGCCAUCAAGUCGUUCUUUUUACAAGGCGGGGCGAAAAUAAGAACCCCGUCUGCCUGCCGUUUGCAGUUUACACGCUGGCACAGGUCGGCGGACCGCGAGGCCUUACGGGAGCGUCGGAGGCAGCAGAUGGCCCGAGGCCUCCCCGAGCAGAAACCCAUCGCGGGGGUCCGGCAGGUCCUGGUGGUGGCUUCCGGGAAAGGCGGCGUGGGAAAGUCCACCACAGCGGGUACGGCGCGGGGCGCGGGCUCCACGUUUCUUUCUCAAAGGCUUUCUCCUUCCUCCGCAGUCAACUUGGCGCUGGCGUUGACGGCAAACGAGCCGUCCAAGUCGGUGGGCCUGCUGGACGCCGACGUCUACGGUCCGUCCAUCCCCAAAAUGAUGAACCUGAAGGGGAACCCGCAGCUCACUGACAACAACCGGAUGCUCCCGCUCACCAACUACGGCAUUCCUUGCAUGUCGAUGGGCUUCCUGGUAGACGACGACGCCCCCGUCGUGUGGAGGGGCCUCAUGGUCAUGUCGGCCAUCGACAAGCUGCUCAGACAAGUCGAGUGGGGCGAUCUGGACUACCUGGUGAUGGACAUGCCUCCCGGGACCGGCGACGUCCAGCUGAGCGUCACACAGAGCGUUCCCGUAGCAGGCGCCGUGAUCGUGUCCACCCCGCAGGACGUCGCCCUGCUGGACGCUCGCAGGGGGGCCGAGAUGUUCAAGAAAGUCAACGUGCCGGUCCUGGGCCUGGUGCAGAACAUGAGCAAAUUCCAGUGUCCCAAGUGCCACCACGAGACGGCCAUCUUCGGCUCGGACGGGGCCCUGCGACUGGCGGACGCCUUGGGAGUCGCCUUGUUAGGUGACGUUCCUCUUCACGCCAACAUCCGAGAAACGUCCGACCGAGGCAAACCCGUCGUCGUGUCGUCGCCGGGCAGCCCGGAGGCUUUGUCAUACAUGGAGUUGGCGAGGGCGGUCGUCCGGAGGCUCCACGAGAUCAACGCUUGACCGAGAAAGACAUUCUUCUACUUUUGUCAUCUUGAAUCCAAUAAAUCCUCAAAACUC
Syngnathoides biaculeatus (alligator pipefish) is the source of this 1206-nucleotide messenger RNA. RefSeq names its product nucleotide binding protein-like (gene nubpl). The coding region runs from base 112 to 1149 and encodes 345 amino acids. Gene Ontology annotation, cellular component: mitochondrion. Gene Ontology annotation, biological process: mitochondrial respiratory chain complex I assembly; iron-sulfur cluster assembly. The transcript is spliced from 10 exons. Gene Ontology annotation, molecular function: ATP-dependent FeS chaperone activity; ATP binding; 4 iron, 4 sulfur cluster binding. The record is from RefSeq and is a predicted model, not a curated record. Lineage: Eukaryota; Metazoa; Chordata; Actinopteri; Syngnathiformes; Syngnathidae.